Rhineura floridana is the source of this 1466-nucleotide messenger RNA. It is a transcript of the gene TSKU, whose product is annotated as tsukushi, small leucine rich proteoglycan. The record is from RefSeq and is a predicted model, not a curated record. Gene Ontology annotation, molecular function: protein binding. The transcript has 2 exons. Lineage: Eukaryota; Metazoa; Chordata; Lepidosauria; Squamata; Rhineuridae. Bases 278 to 1339 code for a protein of 353 amino acids.
CAGCCGCUCCGGCUCUGUCGCCCGCGGAGGCAGCAGCGACUGCCCCAGCCACGGCAGCUGGUGGGUUCGGUGCACUUCUGUAAGGCGCUGCUGGGGGGGGGGACUUCCCUUGCAAGGCAGAAGCAAAGCUCCGCGUUCUUUCGGAACGGCUGGUUUGAAAAUUGCUGCCGCUUCGGCCCGGCGGCUCCCACUUCUCCCGAGGCGCUGCCGAUUCGAGGAGGAAGGACGCGAGAAAUCUUUCCUCCAUUUCAAAAAGAAAAUAAAAGAGAUUCCAGUUAUGCCUUCCUUAAUUUGGUUCAGCCUGCUGCUGCUUUUUCCCAGCGUUACAACUUCAAAGACUUGCUUCCCAGGAUGCCACUGUGAAGUGGAGAGCUUUGGUCUGUUUGACAGCUUCAGCCUAACUAAGGUCGACUGCAGUGGGAUUGGAUCUCAUAUAGUGCCUGUCCCCAUUCCCCUGGACACUACAUACCUGGAUUUGUCAUCAAACAAUCUGGAAUCCAUCAAUGAGUCUAUGUUGACUGGCCCUGGAUAUACGACGUUGGUCAGCCUAGAUAUGAGCUACAAUAAAAUCUCAAAGAUCUUUCCCACCACGUUCUCUAGACUCCGGUAUCUUGAAUCCUUGGAUCUGAGUCACAACUCUUUGGUUGCCCUCCCAGAUGAGUGCUUCUCCAGGUCGCCCUUGGGGGAUGUCGAUCUCAGCAACAAUUUCAUCCUGGAGAUAACGACAAACAUCUUUGCAACAAAAGGUCAAGGGAAACCGAUCAACGUCGAUCUCUCAAAUAACUUAAUAAGCCUUGUUCUGAGACACCAGGACAAAGUCGUUCCCAACAUUCAGAGCUUAAAUCUGUCUGGAAACAGGCUAAAGGGUAUCCCGGACCUCCAAGGGAUACCACUCCAGUUCUUAAACCUUGAUGGAAACCCAAUCGCGGCCAUUGAGAAAGGGGCAUUUGUGGGGCUGAAGGAUUUGAUCCAUCUGUCGCUCAGCGGAAUUCCUGACCUGUUGGGGAUUUCCCCGUACAGCUUCAAAGAUCUGCCUGCUCUCCAAGUGCUUGAUUUAUCCAACAACCCCAACAUUAAAUUGUUGAAUGCCGAGGUUUUCUACAGCCUAAAUUCUUUGCAAGAACUCAAUCUGUCUGGCACAGGGGUGGCCAAUUCCUUAUCAAAAACAAUGCUGAAAUACUUGCCUUCCAUCAAAAGCAUCACUAUGGGCAAGAAUGUAAAAUGUCUUAAGACAAUCCGAGAGGGCCAAUACCACAGACAAACUGGGCUGACCAAGAAAGAGGUCCUAAGUUGCCAUGACAGUCGUGGGUCAGUAGCAGUGGCACCCUAUGUUUUGUGACAAGGGGUCAAGGAGAAUGUAUGGAUGCCCGUACUUUGAAAAGCCGCAAAUGUGCCUUCUGUAAAAAACUGUUAAUUUAUAUAUUUUGUAUAAUUCAAUACUUGAUUACAAUGAUUGAUUGAAGACA